AUGUCAUUUUCUUUUGGUUUCACUGGUGAUAGUGACGAUGAAUACACAAGUGUUGCAGAUCCAGCUCCAAAGCAAGAGGAUAACUUUAUAAAUCCACUUGAUUGUGUACCGUCUAAUGUGUAUCCAGCGAAAGAAGUUGAUUUGAAACAAGCGUUGAACUCUUUGAAAUCCACAAGAGUCACCUUCGAGACAUAUGUCACACCUGAGGGAAAUGCUGUUUUCAGACGUGAGCUGUUUGAUGUGAAGCACCAAGUCAUGAUGGAAGAUGACAACUCGACUGAUGCUGAAGUAACCGAUGAGCACAAGAUCCUCAUUGGAACAAAUGCCACAGACUUGGUGAAGAACGUUUAUGAAGGUGGUUUGAAAUCAUGGGAGUGCUCAGUAGACACAGUGGAUUACCUGUGUUCAAUGCAGGAUGAGACCCUGUUCAAGGAUAGAAUUGUCGAGUUGGGUUGUGGUACUGCAUUACCAAGUACUUAUCUUUUCAACAGAGCACUGAGAUCAAAUCACAACAACUUGGGUUUCGUCCUUGCAGAUUACAACGAAUCCGUCUUGAGGUUAGUCACCUUGCCAAAUCUUAUUGUGACCUGGGCAUCAACUUUGGAACCUGAACAGCUCAUCAAACUACAAAGAAGUGAAGAUGAGACAAUUCCAAUAGUACCGGAUGAACUUCAAUUGACGCAGAAACUGUUGGAUCAGUUCUACAGUACUUUACAAGAAAAAUCGAUCAGUAUACGACUCAUCAGCGGUGCAUGGAGUCGCUCAUUCCUUGAACUUGUCAAUUCAGACAACCAUCAAACUGGAUUGGUUAUCACCUCUGAAACGAUAUACUCACCAGAGACCUUACCAGUGAUCUCAGAACUUGUCAUUGAGUUCGUGUCAAAUGCAAAGGCCCUGGGAAUUGUGGCAGCUAAGGAUAUCUACUUUGGAGUUGGUGGUAGUCUGGUUGAAUUUGAAAACUACCUCACAAAGAGACAACUACAGGGAAUGCCUAUCCAAUUCGUAGUUAACAAGGUCAAUGCAGGACUAAAGAGAUCAAUAGUACUCGUCACAAAUAACUGA
Williopsis jadinii is the source of this 1062-nucleotide messenger RNA. It is a transcript of the gene HPM1, whose product is annotated as protein-histidine N-methyltransferase. NCBI's taxonomy places the organism in Eukaryota, Fungi, Ascomycota, Saccharomycetes, Phaffomycetales, Wickerhamomycetaceae. The record is from RefSeq and is a predicted model, not a curated record. Bases 1 to 1062 code for a protein of 353 amino acids. Gene Ontology annotation, molecular function: protein-L-histidine N-tele-methyltransferase activity. The transcript has a single exon. Gene Ontology annotation, biological process: peptidyl-histidine methylation, to form tele-methylhistidine.